AUGCUUUGUCCUCCCCUUCACUCCAGAGAAGGUCCCUUCUUCUGUAGCAAGCGAGCCUUUCAAACGCAGUUUCGUCGCUGGAACUUUCCAGCCAAGCAGCGGCCGGCCCACAAGAAUGACCGCCUGGUCGCCCGGAUCAAGGAACUCUGGGAGAAGAACCUUUCGCAGCGGGAGAUGCUACGCAUUCUCAACGAGGAGGACGGCUAUGACAUUAAGCCGCGCGAGCUUGUGCGGGUGCGUACCAAGAACAGAUGGCUGCUCCGCGUCCCUAACGCGACGACGGAUGCGCCGCCGGAGGUGCCACACGACGGUGAUGAGGACGAUGACGAUGUCGACGAUGAUGGCACUGAUGACGACAACGACUCCGCCGCCGCCGCUGUCAUUAACGGUGGAAGUGACAUGAUUAUGCAGGAUAGUGACAGCGGCAACGGCGCGCCCACGGUACCGGCCGCCGGGAGGCGGGCCCGACGUCGAGGACGGCAGGGUGGGCAGGAUGCACAGUCGACGACGGUCGGUAGCAACAACCGCUUCCCUUCCGAAAUGACGAUUGAUGAAGCCCGCGAUAUUCUCAGCCUCGACACGGCCACGUAUCGCACGCUACGGACCAACUUUCAGCAGAUAUGCCACGAGGACUCGCUCUCACGCAAAACGGAAGCGGGACCUGAGCGCUGGGCCGCCGCCAAGCAACGUCUCGUCGGCAGCUCGCCGGCACUGCAGCGCAUGCUCUGGGCGGGUGCCGGUGGCACCGGGACGCACGGCAGCAGCAGCAGCAGCAGCCUCAAUCAGCGGCAGCUCGCGCUGGACGUCAUCUGCACCGACGUGACCAAGCGGCUGCGGACGCUGGAGACGCGCAUGACGCUGGGCGCGGCCAAGGCGGUGCUGGGGGUGAACCCGGCCGAGUCGCGGGACAUGCGGGCGGCGCUGCACGCGGUGCUGUCCGAGGCGCGGCUGGCGAGCAAGUCGGACGCGACGCCGCAGCAGUGGGAGGGGCUCAAGCGGCAGUGGGCGCGGCGGUCGCCGCGUGUGCGCGGGGUGCUCGGAGACGACUCGGGGACGGAGGAGGCCCGGGCCCGGCUGCGCGCGCUCGAGACGGUCGCGAGCGACGUGAUGAAGAGACUGCGCGACCAGCGGCGCUCGAGGCAGUCGCUGGCCGCGGCGGCAGGCGGGCAGGAGGGGGCGCGGCCGGGGAGCGGCGGCGCAGCCACGGCGGCGGACAGCUCCUCCCCGAGCACCACCACCUCCAUCGCCGCCGGCGCCGCGCACGACCACCACCAAAUAGAAAUGUCGGAGAGCAGCUUGGCGAGCAGCGCGUUCGACGACUUAUCAGAAGUAUCGCAGAUGGCGUUUGGCAGCCCCGGCAGCGACGCCAUGCAGCACAUGAGCGCGGCCAUGCAGCUUGACUCGUCAGGCAUGAGUCCCCACGCGCUGCUCCUCAGCCCGGGCAACCCAACAGCGGCAGCUGCGGCGGCCGCCGCGGCUGCGUUCAUGGGCCACCACCAUCAUCCGUCGCCGCAAGCCUUUUACGAUGUCGGCGCGGUGGCGAGCAGCCCUUCCGCCGGCGCCGCCUCUGGCUAUCAGCAGACUACGACGACGCCUCGCGGCGGGGCGGCCUGCGCCGUGUACCUGCGGCUGCACCCGUCGUCGAGCUUCCUGACGGGCGCGGGACUGUGGGUGGCGACGCUGGGGGCGCACCCGUCGGUGCAGGAGCUGCGGGAGGCGGCGGUGGCGCGGUUCCCGGGGGCGGCGUGCGGGCGCGUCGAGGGCGUCAUCAAGGAUGGUAAGGGCGGGGAGCUCCCGCUGCAGAUCGAGCAGGAGCAGGAGCUGGCGGCGUACCUGGCGCAUACGCAGGGGGCGUCGCCGACGUUCAACGUGCAGCUGGUGUGGAAGGGGACAUAG
Cordyceps fumosorosea ARSEF 2679 is the source of this 1896-nucleotide messenger RNA. RefSeq lists its product as hypothetical. Lineage: Eukaryota; Fungi; Ascomycota; Sordariomycetes; Hypocreales; Cordycipitaceae. The transcript has a single exon. The coding region runs from base 1 to 1896 and encodes 631 amino acids. The record is from RefSeq and is a predicted model, not a curated record.